AUGACGGACCCAGCAGGUGAGGACUUUUGCCAUGCUCUGGGGGCGCAGGGAAGACGUCUAACCGAGUUGGAGAGGGCCAUUUCCAGCCUGGGCCCUGGAGUUCCGUCGUUGUCUGCCCAGCUGCAAGCCCUGGCAACUCAGACUAACCAGCUGAUGGUUCGCCUGGACACACUGCCUACUGCCGCUUCGAGCCCUGACAUCUCCUCUUCACCUUCAGUUCCCUCUGCUUCCCUGGGUCACUAUUCUGAGCCGAGUGCUCCGCCUAUUGAGAGGUAUGAUGGAACUCCUGAGACUUGUCGCUCAUUUUUGACUCUCUGCUCACUAACCUUCGAGCUGCAGCCCAUCACCUUCUGCACUGAACGCUCUAAAGUGGCUUUCAUGAUCACAAAUCUCACCGGGCGGGCGAGAGAGUGGGCCACUGCUGAGUGGCAGAGGGGUUCAUCCGUUUGUGCCUCUGUGGAUGCCUUUUCUGCUGCUUUGGCCCGUGUGUUUGCUCAACCUGUUUCGGGCCGGGAGGCAGCCCGUGCACUGGGUCGGCUCAGGCAAGGCAGUAGCCGUGUUUUUGAUCAUGCCAUCCGGUUCCGCACUUUGGCGGCUGAGAGUCGUUGGAACGAUGAGGCCCUUGCUGACACUUUUUUUUUGAGUCUUUCUGAGGAUUUAAAGGAUAGACUGACCAUGGUUGAUCUCCCUACCAGUUUCGAAGCUCUUGUGGAACUAGCUAUAAAGGUUGACAACCGGCGACAUGAACGGGAGCGGCUCCGGCCAACGGGCCAUGUGGAUCGGCUGAAUCGGGGAGAGCAUGGCUCUGCAACGGCCUUGGGAUUUACACCUUCUAGCCCCCCAGCGGAACCCAUGCAGCUUGGUCGGACUCGCCUAAGCCUAGAGGAGCGACGUCGCCGCCAGCGUGAGGGACUCUGUCUCUACUGUGGGGGGACCGGCCACUUCCUAGCUCGGUGCCCGGUAAAAGACCAGGCUCAUCGGUAACCAGAGGCCUACUGGUGAGCCACUCCGCAAGCGCCUCUGCACCUACACGCGCCUUGACCCCAGUUUAGCUCAUCACUUCUCCCAAGAAUGUCCUGGAUCUAUCAGCUCUCAUCGACUCCGGCGCUGAUGAAAGUUUCAUGGACCGGGACCUGGCCCGCCAGCUGGACCUGCAGCUCGAGCCUCUUCCUGAAGUGCACCAUGCCCGCGCCCUCGAUGGCCACCUGCUUGGACAGGUUACCAAACAGACUCCUCUCCUGUCUCUGCAGAUGUCAGGUAACCACAAAGAGACUAUUUCAUUCCUGAUAAUUGACUCUUCCCACUACCCUCUUAUCCUGGGUUACUCCUGGUUGUGUAGACAUAACCCUCUGAUGGACUGGGCUACAGGCAGGGUGUUAGGAUGGAGCCUAGCCUGCCAGUCAGCCUGUCUGCUCUCUCUGCCUGUUCCCCAUAGAUCUGCUGAUUCUUCUUUUGAGUUCCCAGAUUUGUCCAUGGUGCCAAGGGUCUACCUAGACCCUAGAGGUUUUCUCCAAAGGCCGGGCCGCAUCCUUACCUCCACACCGCCCUUAUGACUGUGCUAUUGAGUUGCUUCCUGGAACAAUGCCACCCAAGGGCCGUCUGUACUCUCUAUCCGCGCCUGAGCGGAGGGCCAUGGAUAAAUACAUCCAGGAGGGGCUAGCGGCAGGGAUCAUCCGUCCUUCUUCCUCCCCUGCUGGAGCUGGAUUCUUCUUCGUGGAUAAGAAAGAUAAGACCCUUCGUCCAUGUAUUGACUACCGGGGACUGAAUGAUAUCACAGUGAAGAACCGCUACCCAUUGCCACUCUUCUCAUCGGUGUUUGAACUUCUUCAAGGGGCUCGUGUCUUCACCAAACUCGACCUGCGCAACGCCUACCAUCUGGUUCGGAUUCGUGAAGGAGAUGAGUGGAAGACGGCUUUCAACACCCCCAGUGGCCACUAUGAGUACCUGGUAAUGCCCUUUGGACCUACUAAUGCUCCUGCUGUUUUUCAGUCGCUGAUUAACGACGUUCUCAGGGAGAUGCUGAAUGUAUAUGUUUUUGUCUAUCUCGACGACAUCCUGGUCUUUUCCCAGAGUGAAGAGGAGCAUGUGGGUCACGUCCGUCAGGUGCUGCAGCGGCUGUAUCAUCAUCAGUUAUUCGUAAAAGCUGAGAAAUGUGAGUUUCACCGGACCACUGUGUCUUUUCUGGGACUUGUGAUUUCAUCAGGGCAGAUCAAGAUGGACCCUGAAAAGGUCAAGGCCGUUAUGGACUGGCCUGUUCCCACCGAUCUGAAACAGCUCCAACGUUUUCUUGGUUUUGCCAAUUUCUACCGCCGGUUCAUCCGUAACUACAGCCACAUAGCAGCCCCUCUGCAUGCUCUCACCUCCUCAAACUCGAGAUUUGCCUGGUCCUCUGAGGCAGAGACAGCCUUCCAAACCCUCCUGUCCAGGUUCUCCUCGUCCCCCAUCCUGCAGAUGCCCGACCCCAAGCUCCAGUUCAUUGUCGAGGUGGAUGCAUCCGACGUUGGGGUAGGGGCGGUUCUCUCCCAACGUUCUGCGGGUGACGGAAAGGUUCAUCCGUGCGCCUUCUUCUCCCGGAAGCUGUCUUACGCCGAGCGCAACUACGAUGUUGGGAACCGGGAGCUGCUGGCCGUGAAGCUGGCACUGGAGGAGUGGAGGCACUGGUUGGAGGGGGCAGAGCAGCCCUUCCUAGUCUGGACGGACCACAAAAACCUGGAGUACAUCCGUGGAGCCAAAAGACUAAACUCCAGACAGGCUAAGUGGGCCCUGUUCUUCACCAGGUUUGAUUUUACCCUGUCUUAUCGCCCCGGGUCCCGAAACGUCAAGCCGGAUGCCCUGUCCAGGCAGUUUGAGGCAGAAAACCGCCCUCAGGAUGCAGCUCCUAUCCUGCCCUCCGACUGUGUGAUCGGGGCGGUGACCUGGGACAUCGAGAGGGAGGUCCAGCAAGCACUCUCGACGGCCAGGAUUCCUGUGGGUUGCCCUCCUGGCUGGCUUUUUGUCCCAGGCCCGCUCCGCUCCCGAGUCCUGCAGUGGGGGCACUCCUCUCUAUUAAGCUGUCAUCCUGGGGUGAGUAGAACACUAAGCCUCAUCACACAACGUUUCUGGUGGCCCUCCCUCAGGGAGGAUACUCGUGAGUUUGUCUCUGCCUGUCCUGUCUGUGUCCGCAGCAAGGUCUCCCGAAACCCUCCUGCCGGUCUGCUUAGGCCCCUACCUGUUCCUCGCCGCCCCUGGUCCCAUGUGUCUCUGGACUUUGUCACAGGUUUGCCACCCUCGGGGGGUAAGACUGUCAUCCUUACCACUGUGGAUCGUUUCUCCAAGAUGGCCCAUUUUGUCGCCCUGCCUAAGUUGCCUUCCGCCAAGGAGACAGCGAAGGCAGUUUUAUUUAAUGUGUUUCGUCUCCAUGGUCUUCCUCAGGACAUUGUGUCUGAUCGGGGUCCCCAGUUUGCCUCACGCUUUUGGAAGGAGUUCUGCCGGCUGCUCGGAGCGUCGGUCAGCCUCUCCUCCGGUUUCCACCCCCAAACGAAUGGCCAGACGGAGAGGUACAAUCAGGAGAUGGAGACAGCUCUCCGCUGCAUCACCUCCCGGAGUCCAACCAACUGGUCGCAGCAGCUCCUCUGGGUGGAGUAUGCCCACAACUCCCUCCCUGUGGCUUCUACUGGCCUGUCCCCGUUCCAGUGUGUCUAUGGGUACCAGCCCCCUCUUUUCCAGGACCUCGAGGGGGAGGUCACAGUUCCAUCAGCUCACGCUUUGGUCCGCCGAUGUCACCUCACCUGGAGGAGAGCCCGUGCAGCCCUUCUCCGCACCAACAUUGGAUACCAGAGGUCCGCCAACCGCCGUCGCUCCCAAGCCCCUCGCUACCACGUUGGUCAAGAGGUUUGGCUUUCCACCCGUGACCUGCCGGUUCGGGGGGAGUGUCGCAAGCUGGCUCCAAGGUUCGUGGGGCCCUUUCCCAUCUCAGAGGUCAUCAACCCUGCUGCCGUUCGCCUUCGCCUUCCUCGGACCAUGAGGGUCCACCCCACCUUCCAUGUGUCACGGAUCAAACCCGUCAGGACAAGUCGUCUGCUCCCACCCUCCGACCCGCCUCCACCACCCAGGUUAAUUGAUGGAGGCCCAGUUUACACGGUGAAUCGCCUGCUGGCUGUCCGUCGUAGGGGCAGGGGCCGCCAGUACCUCGUCGAUUGGGAGGGGUACGGGCCCGAGGAGAGGUCCUGGGUCCCUGCAAGGGACGUUCUGGACAAAACGUUAAUCAGAGACUUUCAGAGACUUAAUCCAGAUGUUCCGGGGCCGUCUAGAGACGCCCCUUGAGGGGGGGGUACUGUCAUGAUCUGUGCUUGUGAAGUCCACUUCCUGUUUUAUUUUGAAGAUCCUGUUUUCCCUGUGUUGCUGUUACCUUUACUUCCGGUCUUUGUUCCUUUUCCCGCCUUAGUUAAUUACCCCAUUGGCUUCACCUGUGUCUUGUCCCCGUCUCUAUUUAACCCCUCCUCACUAGCUCUUCCCUGCCAGAUUGUCUUUGUCACUUUAGUACAAGCUCUCUCGCGUUUUUGAUAUAUCUCUGCUUCCCGUGUAUGACCUGUUUUGAUCGUCCUGGAUUUUUGAUUCUUGCCUGUCCCACUGGUUUUUGUCGCCUGAUUAUUUGCUGCUCUGAUUUUGACCCUGCCGGGUUUCUUUUGUUGGAAUAAAAGAGUUUGCCCUUUGGAAACUGAACAAUUGCCUCACGUCCUCUGCUUUUGGGUCCACACACUCUCGGCCUCUUACAGCUUGAAAGAUUUGCCAAAGAGGAAUGAGCAGGGAUUCCUCAGGAGAUGUGCCAGAGCCUUGUUACAAACUACAGUAAAUGACUGCAUGCUGUUAUCCAGCAAAUAGGACACACAAUUGACUAUUAGCCUCAGGGGGGCUAAUGAUUUUGACCCUGGUAAUUUUUUUCUGAAAUAAUUUUGUUUCUGUGUGCAAAGUAAAAUAAUGUAAGGAUCCAAAAUAAAACUAGGAUGUCUGGAAAAGCGGUGUAAAACAAUCAUUACUCUGUUGAACAGCACUUAGGAAAUUUUGGAAAAAAACUUACAAUUUCAUAGGGGGGCUAAUAAUUUUGGCCUCAACUGUAUGUGACCUAUAACCUGUACAACACAAUUAAAAAACAAACAGAAAUCUUUCAGGGAGGUGAAGUAAAAAUAAAAAAACUAAGAUCAUGUGAUUGGUUAAGUAUGCACACCCUUUAAUGACUGGGGCUGUGGCUAUGAUCAGAUUUAACCAAUAACAUUCAAACUCAGAUUAAAUUGGAGUCAGCACACACCUGCCACCAAUUAAAGUGCCUCUGAUCAACCCCAAAUAAAGUUCAGCUGUUCUUGUAGGCUUUUCCUGACAUUUUUGUGGCCACAUCUUCCAGCACAAGCCAAGGUCCGCAGAGAGCUUCCAAAACAUCAGAGGGAUCUCAUUAUUCAAAAAUAUCAGUCAGGUGAGGGCUACCAAAAAAAUUUCCACGGAACUAAAUAUACCAUGGAACACAGUAAAGACUGUCAUCCUCAAAUGGAGAAAAUAUGGCACAAACCCGUAUCCUGUCAAUACAAGUGUUCACAUCAGCAACGUUUUCCCAUCCUGCAAUAUUGCGGCAUUUAUUUUUUCAGAUCAUGGUUGAUUUCUGUAAAGUUUUGCAUACUGUGUGUCCACUUUUUGAUAAAAGACACAAAUAUUACAAAGGUAAUGACCUGAAGGACAAUUUGUGAAGAGUCAUAGCGUCGGCUCUCUCAUAUGAUGAUGUUUCGUGUGCUUUAAAGGGGUGUUCAGACCAAACGCGACCAGGUUGCGUCGCGUCUCGUUGGUCGGUCAUGUCGCGUCGCGUGGUGCUCUGGUGUGUUCACAACGGGUCCAAAGCUGCGGUCGCAGGACGUGGCUGGUCGCCGCUGACCCGCUUCUCCUACCUUCCUUCUCCCUCCUUUUCUCCCUCAUAUAUACAUCCGGCAGCCCCUUCCAGCGCUUGUGGCACACACACACACACGCACGCACGCACGCACACACACGUUGAAACAUGUAGCGGCUGUCCAUAGAUUUUGCAUUGGGAGCCGUUGCCAACGUUGCCGAGGUCGCGUUUGGUCUGAACACCCCUUUAACAGUUUGCUAAACGUCUUUGUUUUAACUUAACUCAUCUGUGCUAACGUAAGCUAACGGUUGUUACCAUAGUUUUAUGUGCUUAUCUGGUACUGGCCCUGACUCAGUACAUGGUAUCAUGACAGAAAGCCAUCUCAACACUAGUGUCUAAUCAGAACUGAAAACAAUCAGCGACUGUGGUACAGUUUCAGCUCCUGAACAAAGCAGUGAAACUCACCAAGUUCUCUUCUUUUUUGUAAUAUUGGAUGCACCCAUGUGCUACAUUUCUUUUUCUUUUGAGAAAACAAAAGGAGUACCAAUUCGAGUCAAGUAGACUCCAUUUUUGUCCUCUUGCUUCCACCCAGGACGCUGGUUGUUCAGGGAAGGUCCCGCCCUCCUUCGCCUCUGAUUGGCUAUAAGUGCUGACUGUUGGCUUGAGUGUGUGAUGACGUUUCCAGCUGUUCUAGCCAAUCAGAGGCGAAGGAGGCGGGACUUUUCCCUGGAAAAGUCUUCCCCAGGAUGCAUCUUUUCCCCCCCAGAAAGUCGCAAAAUCGCAUCGGGCUUGAUGUGUAUAGUCAGGGGAGUAGGGGCGGAACGUGACAUCGGCAGUUUGACGCCGGCUGUUUGGACGGAAGUGGUUUGUUUGAAGAUGGUGGCGCGCUGCGGAGCGAGGCAGUUGAAGUGACUGGAUUGUAUGAAUGUACUUCAGAGGAUAAGGCAGUUACAUCUGAGAUUUAGCUGGGUGAAUUAGAUAAACAGUUAGAUUAAAUAACGUUAGGGUUUCCGGGGACGGGUAUCGACCGACGGCCUGUAUAGGUCCGGACCGGUGCCCGUUACCUUGCUUUCUUUAUUUCUUCUUUGAUAUCAGCAAGUUUGGCAGGAGUCAGUAAAUGGGAAGUGUUGUCAGGUAAGACAAUAAAUCAGAGUGGAAUAAAUUUAGGGAGGUGAAUGAGGGUCUACUGGAGGUAGUUGAUACAGACAGGGAUGUAGAAGUAGUAGCAAUAAUCACAGCAGCAACCCAAGCUAUUCCGAGGAGCAGAAAUGGGAGGACCAGGAAGUUAGUUCCAUGGUGGUCAGAGGAGUGUAGCAAGGCAGUGAAGGCCCGAAAUAAAGCAUUCAGAAAGAUUAAGCAGAAUCAUACUAUGGUAAGUCUGUUGGAGUAUCAGAGAGCACAAGCAUUGGUGAGGAGAGUAGUUAGACGCACAAAGAGGGAGAGUUAGAGGCAGUUUUGUAAUGGUAUAGGGAGAACAACACCGGUAGGAGAAGUAUGGAGUAUGAUAAGGAAGAUGGGAGGGGACAGGAGGGAGUGGGAAUACCCUGUGAUUACAGAGGAAGGAGAGACAGCAGUAAAUGAUAAGGAAAAGGCUGAGAUGAUAGCCAGGGCAUUUGCAAAGGUGCAUAUUGUAGACAAUCUGACUAUGGAGGGGAAGAGUAGAAGAGAGAUGACUCAGAGUAGAUAUCCAGGUGCUCUAGACAGGAGGAAGGAUACGGGGGGGAGAUAGACACCAGAUUUACUAUGGCAGAGCUUGUGAGAGCGGUUAGGAAGGCAAAGCCUACAGCGCCAGGUGGAGAUAAGGUAAGCUAUGUAAUGCUGAAAAAUUUGGGGGAGAAGGGGAUGAACAGGUUGUUAGAAUUGUAUAAUAAGGUAUGGGAGGAGGGAAGGCUACCGAGUGUAUGGAAGGAAGCAGAGGUAGUACCGAUUAGGAAGCCAGGUAAGGACCCAUGCUCUCCCUCUAGCUACAGGCCAAUAGCUUUGACCUCGAACAUAUGUAAAAUUAUGGCGCGAAUAGUAACAGAGAGGUUGACAUAUGUGCUUGAAAAGAGAGGUAUGAUGGCGAGAUGCCAGAGCGGAUUUAGAAAAGGUAGGAACACAAUGGACGCAGUGGUGAGACUAGAAAGUGAGGUGAGGAAGGCGCAGGCGAACAAGGAAUCUGUAGUGGUAGUGUUUUUUGACAUAGAGAAGGCAUAUGACAUGAUGUGGAAGGAAGGAUUACUGAUUAAGUUGCAGGGGAUGGGGAUUGGGGGCAGAGUUUUUAAUUGGGUAAAGGACUUUUUGAAUGAUAGGAAGAUUCAAGUUAGAAUAGGGUCAGAGGUAUCUAGUAAGUAUGAAGUAAGGAACGGCACCCCCCAGGGGAGCGUAGUUAGCCCACUAUUGUUUCUUAUCAUGAUAAAUGAUGUUUUUUCAGAGGUACCAGCAGAUAUAGGAAGCUUACUGUUCGCAGAUGACGGAGCACUGUGGAAGAGAGGUAGGAACACCAAGCAUAUAGUCACAAAGGUGCAGACGGCGAUUCAUGGGGUGACAGAGUGGGGAUUAGAUUGGGGGUGUAGGUUCUCAGUAGAGAAGACUCAGACUAUAUUUUUUACCGGGAAGAGGGUGGGAGUAGAUGUGUCAUUGAGUAUGCAUGGUAGGCAGCUGGAGAGGGUUGAGGCAUUUAAGUAUUUGGGGGUGGUAUUUGAUAAGAGGUUAACCUGGGCGGAUCAUAUCAAGCGGGUAGAGGGUAAGUGCAGGAAAGUGUUGAAUGUGAUGAGGUGUCUUGCAGGCAGAGAAUGGGGGGCGAGCUGUGAUGCAUUAAAAACAGUAUAUGUAGCUAUAAGGUCAGUUAUAGAUUAUGGGUGUAUAGUCAGCAGCAAAGUCUCUUCUAGGAAAGUUAGAUACGAUCCAGGCAAGUGCAUUGAGGAUCUGUAGUGGGGCCUUCCGGACGUCACCAGUGCCUGCAGUACAGGUGGAGUUGGGUGAGAUGCCGCUAUGCUUGAGGUGCAAACAUCUCAUUGCAAACUACUGGAUUAGUUUGAAAGGCAGCAGUGGUACCCACCGCACAAAAGGAGUGAUAGAGGAGUGUUGGGGGGAUGGGAAAGGUAAGAGGGAGCAUUUUGGUUGGAUGGGGAAUAGAAUACCAGCAGAGCUUGGGGUGGGUGGGAUGGAGGUAGGCCUAACAGUAGUGUAUCCAGCAAUGCCAUCAUGGAGAAUGGUAUGGCCAACAGUGGAUUGGAGUGUAAUGGGAAAGAAAAGGAAAGAGGGAGGCAGGUAGGCUUGGUUAGCGUAGUUAAUCAACGCCUGAGGGAAGAAUACAGCGGCUUUGUUCAGGUAUACACAGAUGGGGCAAAACAACCUGAGAUUGGGGGGGGCAGGAUUAGGAGUAGUGGUGCCAUCGAGGGAAUUGAGAUCAAUUUAAGGACAUCAGACGGUCUAGCGGUAAACACAGUGGAGAUGUUGGGGAUGUUGAUUGCACUGAAAUGGGUGGAAAAAGUUAGAGUAGAGAGGGUAGUUAUAUGCACGGUGUAGCAAUCAAGACAACCCUGGGUGUGAAACUCACACAUUCCUCACAGGAAAGUUUCCUUAUCUGGUCCCAGGACACGGGAUAUAAAUCUUUCCAGACUUGUUUGCACUCUCAGGUUACCUAAGUGACCCGACCGGAGGUUGACCAAACCUCUGACUCUUCACGAUUGGUCAAUUCGGAGAACAGAGACAGAGUUUUUAUUACCUUUCAAACUGACUCCAUCGCUGACCAUCUACAUAAACAUUAACGCCUCAACCCAGAUCUCCCAUUUGAGAUUUACUGUCUUAAAGUGUGUGAACAUACGGGCCCCAAGACAAUCUCUGAGGAGCAGGACCACUGACCUCCAGACCUCGGUCGUAAAACCCUGCUCGACCAUACACUGAUAAAGACUACAUUCCUUUGGUGAAAGAAUACAAAUGACUGAUCAUGACAUCUUAUGCAUUCAGCAAUGUACUAAUCUGUCUAAUCAUGAAAUUUGUGUUAAAAUGAGAUGUUUCUCAUUUUUCUAUGUGCUCCAGAAGCCAAGUUAUCACUCUGACAGAAUAAAUCCUUAUUCUUUAGUUUCUUUAGACCAACAGCUUUUCAGACUGUUUCAUGAACUUUUAAGAGUUAAAUUUAUUGACUAUGAAUCAUAACUUUACUCUACGUAACAGAAAUGGUUUAGAAAUGUUUGGUUUAUAUUUUAGUUGUUUAUUUAGUAUUUUUAACCAUUAGGUGGUUAUAAUGUCAUUGAAUAAUCUGAAUGUAAGUAUUUAGAAUCCAUUAUUAAUCAUGAUGACGUUCAUUCACAUGUGUUUACUCUUUUGUUGUUCACAGUUUCUAUGUGUUACUAUCUGUUUCAUUUCAGAGUAAUUUAGCAUGUUCAAUGUGAUACUUUAAACAUAAUGAGAAUGUUUGAUGUGAUCCUACAUUUCAUUCAUAUGUGUUUAGUAUUGUGACGGUUCCCUGGUGUCUAAUGUAUGCUUUUCCCUCUGUCAAGCAGGAGGUUACCAGGGGGCGGUCCGAUCGGUUAGUGAGGUUGGCAGCACCUGGGCCCGGUGUCUCCCAACCUAUAAAUACCCCGCCUUCUCCACCAGUUCGCUCUCUCCUUCCCUCCGGGCGGAUGGCUUUGUCUUUUGUUUUACGCAUCCAACACCCUAACACACAUUACACCCCAUAUUCACUCAUGCAUGCACGCACCUACACAGCUGAUCUACUGAUCCUCACACCCCAUGACUUGUUUGUGUUCACCACCUAAGUUGCUGUUAUACUGUUUUCUUAAUAAAUUCAUUACGUUUACGUUAACUAGUGCAUCUUCCGUUGUUUUUGUCGCGGCUGAAGAGCCUGGUCGUGACAAAAGUGGGGGCUCGUCCGUCUUGAUUAGGUCCGUUUCGCGUUGAAUGGUAAGCUAACUAGUAGUAGCAUUGGUGGGCCUGAUUUUUGUGAAUGGAAAGUGACGUAGUGGGUGACGUCACUAGCUUGUUGUGAGGGUUUCUCUUGGGGUUUUUCCGGCUUGCAGCGUGUCUUGUCUUUGUACACUGCGGCAGGAAUCGGGAGAUGCAAAUGAGUUAUGUAUUUUGGGGUAUUUGUUUAAAUAAGUAAUUUGUUUCGCGGGAUAGAAGGGGAGGUUUUUGUUUGGGUGUGGGUGUAAAAAUGGUAACGAUGUAAAGUAGGUGCUGUCGGCUGUGUGUUAAGGCAUCGGAAAGACUAAACGUGUGUUUUCCCCCUGUGAGGCUCAGAGGCGUUAUCCCUUUGGAUUUCGACCUGUUUAUUGUUUUAAUAGUGCUGCGGAGACCGUGGUUGGAGCAUUGCGCUCGGGAGCACGUCCGUGGUUCAGGAGGAGUCGCCAGCUAGUGGUUACUUUUUCCUAGUCAUUGGGUUUUAGUGCAUAAAUACCCGCCGCCAGUAACUGCAUGAAGACUAGGUGAGUUAAGGUAGGUAGAUUUUGGGUUAGGUAGUGAGUUAGAGGGGGGGGACACUCGUGGGCGUUUGAUAACUGUGCCUUUGUUUUGUGCCGGGUUUGGCUGCACUGUGCAUUACGUUGAUUACACCACACACACACCCACAAUGGUAAGCGGAGAUGGCAAGUGUGGAGGAAUUUUUUGUUUCCCCGUCAGAGGAGUUUUUAGAGCAGUGCACGAGAGAGCAGUUGUUGAAAAUAGCAGAGCACUACAAAGUUGAUGUGGGUGACAAACGUUUAAAGGACAGAGUAAGGGCAGUAUUAAUUUCAACUUUGUUUGAGAGAAAAGUUUUGACCGAAGAACCGCCAGUUGUUUCCCCAGCCGCCCAGUUGCUUCCGCCCUCAGUAGCAGUGGGGCUUACAUUUGACCAGCAGAAGGAGCUGCUUCUGUUGCAGCUGGAACAUGACAAGUGUAAGCAGAAAGCGGAGCUGGAGAAAGAACUGGCUGUGGAGAGGAUGCGUCAGCAAACGGAGCAGGCCAAAUUGGAAUUUGAGCAUUCUAAAUUGGCACUGAUUAAAGAGGGAAAGCUGAUGGCUACGGGUGAGUUGGCCAAUGAUUCUGUUUUGGGUCAGUCCACCGAUAGUUUUGAUGUGUUGGGCAAUUUGCGUUUUUUGCCAAAAUUUUGUGAGAAAGAUCCUGAAUCAUUUUUUUCUUUGUUUGAACGGGUCGCUGAUGCACGUAAAUGGUCGGAUGAGGUGCGCACGCUAUUAUUACAGUGUGUGUUCACAGGCAGAGCACAGGAGGCCUGCUCAGCAUUAACAGGGGAGGAAAGUUGUAAGUACUCUCAGGUGAAAUCGGCAGUUCUAAGGGCUUAUGAAUUAGUCCCAGAAGCCUAUAGGCAGCGAUUUAGAUCUUGGAAAAAGGGAGAAAGGCAGAGUCACUUAGAAUUUGCACGCGAUUUGGCUACCCAUUUUACGCGCUGGUGCGCUGCGGCGAGUGUGGAUGAUUUUGAUGGUCUCUGUGAGCUUAUCAUAUUGGAGCAGUUUAAAAAUUCACUGCCGGUGCGAGUGGCAACCUACCUCAGUGAACGAAAAGCUAGAAACGCGACUGAGGCGGCGGCUCUCGCAGAUGAUUAUGUGUUAACUCAUCGGAAUAGUUUUAGUGAGCCCCGGCUGGGCAGUGUAAACAGGGAGUCAUUCGGCCGACCCCUUAAACACUUUCCAAGUGAUAAACAGAGUGGCAGUCACCUAGGUGAUUCGGACAAACUUUGUAAUUACUGUCACAAACGCGGACACUGGAAAGCAGACUGUCAAUGGCUGCGGUCUAAAUCUAAGAGCACUUUUGGGGAUCAUGCGAAAGGGGUCGCUUUGGCUGUGCCCGCGCGUCACUUCGUCACUUCUGAGGUUGUGCAUGAUACCGAUUCUUGUCCGGAGAUGGAUUCAUACCGACCGUUCAUCACCGAGGGGUUUGUGUCUAUGGUAGGAAGCGAUACUAAGGUGCCGGUGACUAUUCUGAGGGACACGGGAGCGUUCGAUUCAUUCAUCAGGGUAGGAGUUUUGCCUUUGUCGAAAGACACAGAGACGGGGAGCUCUGUUCCUGUCCGGGGAAUGGAUCUCAGCGUCCUGUGGGUCCCAGUACAUAACGUAACGCUUCAGUGUGAUUUGUUUCAGGGGGAGGCUGGUUUCGCGCUGCGCCCGGCGUUGCCUAUUCCAGGUGUGUCGGUUAUUCUCGGAAACGAUUUGUUAGGGGCGAGAGUCUGGGCAGGGGUAUCACCACCCGUCGUGGUGGCGCCGACACCGUUGGCGAGAUUGAAGCCGGAUGAAAAUGAACGUGAUUUUCCGGAGAUUUUUUCAGCCUGCGCCGUUACGCGUGCCAUGGUGGCCGCAAAGUCCGAGGUUGACACAGAUAAAGAGGGUGUCCGUGAAAGAUUUGCAUUGCCCCUGUCUGACUUUCCUCUGUCCAUAUCUCGCAGUGACCUAGUGGCCGAGCAGCAGUCUGAUCCCUCCCUGAAGAAGCUGUUUGACCAGGUUCGACCGGCGAGUGAGGUGUGGGACAGUGCUUCCGGUUAUUUUUGCCACGACUCUUUAUUGGUGAGAAAGUGGGUACACAGCGCGAACGUAGAGGGGGACCCAGUGGUCCAAAUAGUUUUGCCAGUAAAGCUGCGGGAGUGUGUGUUGAAAGUUGCUCAUGAUGAGUCAGGUCAUUCUGGAGUAAGAAAAACUUAUGACCGACUCCUGAGACACUUCUUUUGGCCUCGUAUGAAGAGGGAUGUCGCGACUUUCAUUAAAACAUGUCAUACAUGCCAGUUAACUGACAAACCCAAUCAAACGUUGAAACCUGCGCCUCUGUGUCCCAUACCCGCAGUCGGACAGCCUUUUGAGCACUUGAUUGUUGAUUGUGUCGGUCCAUUGCCCCGCUCUAAAUCUGGUGCGAAUUAUCUUUUGACUAUAAUGUGCCAGAGCACCCGGUACCCUGCUGUGUAUCCCCUGCGUACAAUAACUACAAGGUCUGUGGUACGGGCGCUCUCCCAGUUUAUAUCUGUGUUUGGCAUCCCAAAGGUGAUUCAGUCAGAUCGAGGGUCUAACUUCUCCUCUCAAAUGUUCCAGCAGGUGCUGAAACAGCUGCGAGUCUGGCAUAACCAGAGCUCUGCCUAUCACGCUCAAAGUCAGGGAGCGUUGGAGCGCUUUCACCAGACUCUUAAGUCCCUUUUGCGCGCGUAUUGCACGGAGCUGGGUAGAGACUGGGAGGACGGGUUGCCCUGGUUAAUGCUUGCAGCAAGGGAGGUGACACAGGAGAGUUCAGGGUUUAGCCCGAAUGAGCUUGUCCUCGCACACACUGUCAGAGGUCCAUUGGCUGCGCUGUCUAGCGGCUGGGUAGAGUCACAACCUCCAAAGAAUUUAAUUGAUUAUGUCAAUGGCUUUAGGCACAGGCUGUACACUGCAGGGGUAUUGGCCAAGGAGAAGCUGGAGUCAGCUCAGGGCAAGAUGAAGCAUCUAUAUGACAGGGGGGCUGAGCGCCGUGUUUUUAGUCCUGGGGACCAAGUGCUGGCUUUGCUUCCAAUCGUCACGUCACCAUUCCAGGCAAAAUUUACUGGGCCGCAUACAGUGUUGGAACAAAUUUCAGAGCUUAACUACGUGAUUUCAACACCGGGUCGUAGGAAACCGACUCAAAGGUGCCAUGUAAAUUUGCUCAAGCCGUACUACGCGCGCCCCUCGGAGACAGUUGCCGUUGACCCGCAGCCAAGUGUUCAGAUCCAUGCAGUGUGCGCGGUGGCCCCAGUGGUGUGUUCUAAUCCUAGUCAUUCGGAGUCUGAUGACGAAUUAAAUAUGCCUGACUCGGCUCUGUUACAUGGGCGGCUUAAAAAUUCUGAGGCUAUGGCCCGGUUGGAUAACCUGUUUCCACAUUUAACAGAAUCGCGCCGAGCAGAGUUGAUCCAGGUGAUCCGAGGUUUUCCGGACCUCUUCAGUGAUACACCCGGUCGCACUCACUUAAUUGAACAUGACAUAGAUGUGGGGGAUGCUGCGCCCAUCAAACAAAGAUUUUAUCGAGUAAAUGCAGAUCGGCGUAAACAUUUGGAUGCAGAGGUUGAUUACAUGCUGGAGAAUGGGAUUGCGGAACCCUGCUCUUCCAGUUGGUCAUCUCCCUGCUUGCUCGUUCCAAAGUCUGACAACACGCCCCGUUUCUGUUCAGAUUUUCGUAAAGUUAACAACGUUACCAAGCCUGACUCUUUUCCAUUUCCCAGGAUGGACGAUUGUAUAGAUCAGGUUGGUUCAGCAGCGUUCGUCAGUAAAUUUGAUCUGUUAAAGGGAUAUUGGCAGGUGCCCUUGACGCCGCGUGCGCGUGAGAUAGCCUCUUUUGUGACACCAGCCGGUCUGUAUUCCUAUACAGUGAUGCCCUUUGGCCUUAGAAAUGCGCCUGCUACCUUUCAGCGUCUUAUGAACCGCGUCAUUGGGGACAUGCAGGGCUGUGCGGUUUAUCUAGACGACGUAGUGGUGUAUUCGGAUACGUGGGAAGAACAUCUGGAGCGUAUCCGGGAACUGUUCACUCGUUUGGCGGAGGCAAGGCUCACGGUUAACUUCGCAAAGUGUGAGUUUGCCAGAGCAACCGUUACAUACUUGGGCCGUGUGGUUGGGCAGGGCCAGGUGCGGCCCGUAGAUGCUAAAGUUCAGGCGGUGAAACAGUUCCCCGUUCCGGCAACGAAAAAAGAACUUAUGCGCUUUCUUGGUCUCGUCGGCUACUACAGGGGGUUCUGUAGAAAUUUUUCAACAGUCGUAGCACCAUUAACUGAUCUGUUGAAAGGAAAGGCGAAAUAUAUUUGGACUCCGGCUUGCGACAAAGCGUUCGUACAGGUAAAAGAGCUGCUUUGCUCUGCUCCUGUCCUGUCUGCCCCGCGUUUUGACAAGCCGUUUCAACUCUAUGUAGAUGCCAGUCACGCUGGAGCAGGAGCUGUCCUCAUGCAGACGGAUGAUUUGGGAAUCGAUAAACCUGUUAGUUUCUUUUCCAAGAAAUUUAACCCGUGUCAGUUAAAUUACGCGGUUAUCGAAAAAGAAGCACUUGCGUUAAUUUUGGCUUUAAAACAUUUCGACGUUUAUGUUGGUGGCAGCGGUGCCCCUAUCAUCGUGUACACUGACCACAACCCUCUAACUUUUCUUAACUCCUUGCAGUGUCCCAACCAGCGGCUGGUCAGGUGGUCGCUGUUCCUGCAGUCGUACUCUCUGGACAUUCGCUAUGUGAAGGGGGCCGAGAACGUGGUGGCAGACGCGUUGUCUCGGGCUCCCCCGCGUGGCGACUGUGCCUAACUGUUUCCCUUUUGGUUCUACUCUUGCCUCCUCUCAAUCUCUUAAAUUGCUUCCUAGGUGCACCGGUUGCUGGGGUGGGGAGUUUGGGUUAAGGAAUGUUGGACCAACGAAACAGUCUGGUACCUGGACUUGUAGUGUUCCACUGUGCUCACGGUGCCUGUAAAAAUGUAAUGUAUGUUGGGUUUGGGUUGUUUUUUAGAUUAGCACUUUAAAUAAAAAUUAAAAAUAAAAAAAAAAAGUUGACUGGAUACGGGUGCACUGAUAUGGUGUUACUGUGGGGUAUUGUGUUUAUGUUGGUCUGUUUGCUUAGGUUUGUUUAAUCCCGGGAUUCCCUUCAGGACCCCGUUCUUGUGGGGGUGGGUGUGACGGUUCCCUGGUGUCUAAUGUGUGCUUUUCCCUCUGUCAAGCAGGAGGUUACCAGGGGGCGGUCCGAUCGGUUAGUGAGGUUGGCAGCACCUGGGCCCGGUGUCUCCCAACCUAUAAAUACCCCGCCUUCUCCACCAGUUCGCUCUCUCCUUCCCUCCGGGCGGAUGGCUUUGUCUUUUGUUUUACGCAUCCAACACCCUAA
Messenger RNA from Xyrichtys novacula (pearly razorfish), 16600 nucleotides. NCBI's taxonomy places the organism in Eukaryota, Metazoa, Chordata, Actinopteri, Labriformes, Labridae. The record is from the annotation of a GenBank genome assembly.